Messenger RNA from Amblyraja radiata (thorny skate), 1588 nucleotides. It is a transcript of the gene adra2b, whose product is annotated as adrenoceptor alpha 2B. Lineage: Eukaryota; Metazoa; Chordata; Chondrichthyes; Rajiformes; Rajidae. The record is from RefSeq and is a predicted model, not a curated record. Gene Ontology annotation, molecular function: alpha2-adrenergic receptor activity; epinephrine binding. The coding region runs from base 311 to 1576 and encodes 421 amino acids. Gene Ontology annotation, biological process: regulation of smooth muscle contraction; platelet activation; regulation of vasoconstriction. Gene Ontology annotation, cellular component: plasma membrane. The transcript has a single exon.
GUUUGUGUGUCUCAGUGUGAGCGUGUGUGUGUGUGAGUGCGGAGCUCCCCCUCUUAAAGCAGCUUGUGGAAGCAGUGGAGUCAAUGAACCAGAGCGUGUCAUCAGGCAGCGCAGGCAGGGUUUCGCUGCCAGAUCCGCUCCGCUAGCGGUGCUCGGCAGAGUUUAGCCCGAGUGCGCUGCGAGUCGGCAUGGGACAGGAGAGCGGGACGUACACUUUGCAAUGAGUUGCCCGCUGUUGGGCUGCGGGCUGAGCCGCGUUGUGGAUGGAGCAGUGACUGGACCGGUGUGAGUUCUCCCGGCCGGAGGAGCGAUGGAGUGCCCCGCCACCCGCGCCAACGCCAGCUCGCUGUGUAACGGGAGCCAGCAGGUGGUGUUGGGGGAGCGCCUCCUCUCCCUGCCCUACUCGGCCCGCACCACUGCGGGCAUCGCCACCGCCAUCAGCUUCAUCAUCGGCGUCACCAUCAUUGGCAACGUCCUGGUCAUCAUCGCCGUGCUGACCAGCAGGUCGCUACAAGCCCCUCAAAACCUCUUCCUGGUGUCCCUCGCCGCCGCCGACAUCUUGGUGGCCACCUUGGUGAUGCCAUUCUCCUUGGCCAAUGAACUGAUGGGCUACUGGUACUUCAAGAAGGUUUGGUGCGAGGUCUACCUGGCGCUGGAUGUCCUGUUUUGCACGUCUUCCAUAGUCCAUCUCUGCGCCAUAAGCCUGGAUAGGUACUGGUCUGUGACCCAGGCCAUUCAAUACAACUCCAAGAGGACGCCCAAGAGAAUCCGCUGCGUGAUCCUCACCGUGUGGCUCAUAGCGGCCGUCAUCUCCUUCCCCCCUCUCAUCUCCAUGGACAAAAACCUGGGCCGAGAGGAGACCCCCGUGUGCCGGCUGAACGAGGAGCGCUGGUACAUCCUGUCCUCCAGCAUCGGCUCCUUCUUCGCCCCGUGUGUCAUCAUGGUCCUGGUCUACAUCAGGAUCUACCAGGUGGCCAAGACCAGGACCAGGCGGUCGCCGGGCGGCCGAGAAGCGGAGCUGGCCAACGCCGCCGCCGCCGCCUCCAACAAGCGUCGGUCCACCGAGCCGACCGAGCCGUCCCGCGGAGACAAGGUUCAGGAGAUCGGAGGCGAGGGGAAGGAGGGAGCUGGAGAUUCUUCGUCCUCGGAACAGGAGGAUUGUUCCAAUCAAGGGAAGUCUCAGACAAGGACUGAAGCUGUGGGGUCCCACAAGCAGGCGGCUUGCACUUGCCAAAGCCAAGCCGAGCACUUAGCCAAGCGGCAAGCUCCACUGACGCCCAACGCCAUCAGGAAGAAAGCCAUCCAGAACCGCGAGAAGAGAUUCACCUUCGUUUUGUCCGUGGUCAUUGGCGUGUUCGUUCUCUGCUGGUUCCCGUUUUUUUUCUCCUACAGCCUGACCGCUAUCUGCCCGGCCACUUGUUCCAUCCCCCCCGCCAUCUUCAAGUUCUUCUUCUGGAUCGGCUACUGCAACAGUUCCCUCAACCCAGUCAUCUACACCAUCUUCAACCAGGACUUCAGGAGAGCCUUCAGGAGGAUCCUCUGCCGGGAAACCAAGGGCUCUCUGUACCGCGUGUAGGCGGCAGCUUGC